Mobula hypostoma (lesser devil ray) is the source of this 3606-nucleotide messenger RNA. RefSeq names its product terminal uridylyl transferase 1, U6 snRNA-specific (gene tut1). Gene Ontology annotation, molecular function: poly(A) RNA polymerase activity; zinc ion binding; RNA binding. Lineage: Eukaryota; Metazoa; Chordata; Chondrichthyes; Myliobatiformes; Myliobatidae. Bases 132 to 2504 code for a protein of 790 amino acids. The record is from RefSeq and is a predicted model, not a curated record. The transcript has 10 exons. Gene Ontology annotation, cellular component: nuclear speck; mitochondrion.
ACAUCUGUCCGGGUACUGGGACUCGGGGGAGGAAUCAGAUGGCGGCACGGUACGGCGGUGGGAAGGUUUGAAGAGGCCGUUGCACGGUCCCCAGCACAUUCGUACUGAAGGAGUUCGAGGGGAGUGGGGCGAUGAACGAGUCGGAUGUCAAGCCGCUCGGGCGUGGCGGUUAUCACUGUUCACUCUGCGAUAUCCGAGUUCCCAACAGUCCCUCCCUAACUGAACACAUUAAAGGAAAGAAACAUCAAAAGCUUUUGAGUGUGAGGAAUACCAGGAAGUUGCAGCAAGAGAAGAGUGUGUUUGUUAGUGGUUUCCAAAAAGGCACAUCGAACUUGGAGAUAACAGAUUACUUUCAAAACUUUGGCACAGUUGCAAGCGUGAUAAUGGACAAGGACAAAGGAUUAUAUGCAAUUGUUGAGAUGGAAAGUAAUGAAGAAGUGGAAAAAGUGCUGUCUAUCCCACAACACGCCAUGAACGGUCAGAAGCUAAGAGUGAAACAGAGAGAGUAUAAGGAAUUUAAGUAUAUUCCAAAGAAAAAGCAGGAUCCUGGGAAAAAACUGUUCAUAGAUUUUGAAGAAUUGUCUUUGGCUCUCUGUCAAGCAGUUGAUGUUGAUGAACAGUUGAAGAAGUUGUUGGAGUUGUUUGAGUUUACAGACGAUGAAAGAAUGCUUAGGAAGCUGAUUGUGUCACUAUUACAAGAGGUCUUUUUAGAAUUCUUCCCAGGUUGUAAAAUCUUGCCCUUUGGGUCAUCAGUGAAUGCCUUUGAUAUUCAUGGCUGUGACAUGGAUCUCUUUCUGGAUCUUGAAAAUACAAAGACUUACCAGGCAAAUGCCAAUGCUACAGAUAAGACUGAAUUGCAGGGUGUUAAAGAUGUUAAACAGGAUGCUCAGUCUGAAAGCCAACCUGAGGAUUCGAUCUUAUCGGACAUUGACUUGAAAACGUCUACAACACCUGAAAUACUUGAACUUGUAGCCACAGUGUUACAGAAGUGUGUUCCAGGUGUUCACAAGGUUCAAGCUGUUACAACUGCCAGGCUACCUGUGGUGAAAUUUAUUCAUAAGGAAUCAGGCUUGCAAGGAGACAUCUCUAUUAAUAAUAGAUUGGCUGUACGUAACACAAUGUUUCUUCAGCUGUGUGCUUCAUUGGAUCCAAGAGUGAGGUCUCUGGUUUAUGCUAUUCGCCAUUGGGCAAAACAGAAACACUUGGCUGGAAAUCCUUUUGGAGGGGGGUCGUUGAUGAAUAAUUAUGCAGUUACUCUCUUAGUUGUGUUCUUCCUUCAGAACCGAACAUCUCCAGUUCUUCCCACUGUGAACCAUUUGAAAGAGCAUGCAGGUGAGGAAGACCAGUGUAUAAUUGAUGGCUGGGACUGCACUUUUCCAAGAGAUUGCUCUAAAAUUGAAGCCAGUAAAAACACUGAAAGUUUAUGUGUACUACUUGCAGAGUUCUAUAAGUUUUAUGCUGAAUUUGACUACGCUGGAACUGUCAUUUCAUUGAAGGACGGCAAAGUUCACCUUGUAACUGACUUUAUUGGUCCUGAUUCUGAUAAAAAAUUUAAAAUUGGUCCAAUUAAUAUCCAGGAUCCAUUUGAACUGAGUCAUAAUGUUUCAGGAAAUGUCAAUGAAAGGACAGCACAAAGGUUUAAGCGGCAGUUGGAUGAAGCCUGCAAAUACUGUCGAAGCCUGCAGUACCAGAGAAAAUCUAACAAAGGGAAGGUCUGGGGUAUAGUCAGAUUGUUUCAACCUUUAAGUAGUACUGACUGUUCCCCUGCAUCUUCUCCACUUGGAGAUCAUAGUCCAGGCAAAGAAAUGAGCGAUGGUGAGAAUAUGUUGAGUAUCCCCUUUAAACUGUCAUGCCUUUCCGAGCAAACAAGGGAAAGACUACAUGGAUCUCCAGAUUUUAGAGAAGUUUGGUUUGACAAAGUGUGUCAUGCCGUUAUAUAUGUAAUGGAGUCUGUCCUUAAAUGCAGCUGUUCAUUUACUGGGGAAAAUGAUGUACAGAUCAACGAUGCCAAGAUCCCUAGUUUGGGUGAAGCUAAGAUUAAAGAAGAAGAGAUCAACUUUGGGUUGAAGAGACCAUAUCCUGUGGAAGAGUUAGCAGAAACAUCAAAUGCCAAAAGAGCAAAGACUGAAGUUCUGUUGUACAAAGGAGAAGUAACUUGGAAGUGUGCUGUUUGGAACAGAAUAUGGAUUGGACGGAGAAAAAUUAGACGUCAGCUUCGUUACAGAACAAAUGAAUCUGAUGCAGAUGAUCACUCAGUUACCAGUUCCUUAGAAACUGAGGCAAAAGUUACUGAAGCUAUAUUGCAGCAGGAGGGGAUUGGAGAUAAAUCUAGUCCAUUAAUAACAUUUAAAUUAAGUGCCUUUCUGGUUGGAGGUAAUGAAGACACGAGGACUGUGAUCAGAGUUGCACCAAUUCCAGACUGUACUUUAUUUGUAGAAUUCUUCCAUUUCCUGAAAUCGUUUGUUCCCAAGAUGGCUGAAAAGUGCAUUGAAAAUUUUGACUAGAAUAUUAAAGAUGUGUCAUUUAAUGUAUCUUCAUUUUAAUAGCUAUUUUGUAAACAAAAUGAACUGCUUUUUGAAAUAUGGGAAUUUUUUUUGCCCAUUGAAUAGUUUAUAAGUUUCUCAGAAAAACAGUAAAUCUGAACAAGAGAAGUUCUUUAUUUUGAGUUGCUAAAGUAAGCAUUUGUGUUGGAAACGUAGAAUUGGAGGAAGCAAAAUUAGGGCAAGUCUAACAAAAGCUCAUUGCAUCAAAGUUUUGUAUCAUUUAUGUUGACGAGUGGCUUCAUGCUUACACACAGCCAACAUGAGUUGGGGUUAUUUGGAUAGAAAUCUGUUAGAUGUGUUUUCUCAGUGAGAGGGAUAUUGGAGAUUAAAACUUAUGAGACUAAUUUUCUCUGUUGAAAUGGAAUGUCUGUUCUGUUUAAGGACAGAACAUGGCUGUAGUUUGGAGUAUUUUCUAUUUAGUUAAUAAUUCCGCAUAUGACUAUGUAGAGCAAUCUUGUUAUGCAAUGUAUUCAAAUUUAACUGAACAUUAAUUUCUAUUUGUAAAGCUCCUUUAACAUUGCAAAAUUUCUCAUGGUGCUUUGCAGGAAUGUUAUCAAACAAAAAUGAAUGCUGGGCUACUACUAAGGAUGUGAUCAAAAACUGUGAAAGCACUUAGGCUAUGGGUGCCUUAAAGGAAGAGAGUUAGAAAGGUGGAAAGGCUUAUGGAGCAUAUUCCAAAACCUAAAAGUACUGCUGCUAAUGAUAGAGCAAGUAAGUUUGAGAAUGUUUGAGGCCAGAAUUGGAGGAUCACACAUAUCUCAGGAUGUUACAAAACAAAUAGAGAUUAAGGUGAUAAAAGUGAGGCCAUGAAGGUAUUGUCAUUUACUUAUUAGCAGUUAUCGGAAUUCUAAAUACAAACUGAUUUGUAUCAACAGUAAGUUUUGUUUUUGUGAAAUACUCUUUUUAAGUACAUUUUCUGUGAUUCAUGGUCCAGCUCUGUUCUAUUGUAGACUACAUGAUGCUUUGCAUUAUCCUUUUCUAAACUGGCCAAAGAGUUUUGAUUACUGAUUCUUGUACUUGGCGUCAAUAAAGAUACACAGAAUGUACUUUUCCAAACAAAUGA